Wickerhamiella sorbophila is the source of this 1404-nucleotide messenger RNA. Its product is annotated as Chromatin assembly factor 1 subunit rlf2. The record is from RefSeq and is a predicted model, not a curated record. The transcript has a single exon. The coding region runs from base 1 to 1404 and encodes 467 amino acids. Gene Ontology annotation, biological process: nucleosome assembly. Gene Ontology annotation, cellular component: CAF-1 complex; nucleus. NCBI's taxonomy places the organism in Eukaryota, Fungi, Ascomycota, Dipodascomycetes, Dipodascales, Trichomonascaceae.
AUGUUGAAGCGGGAGGGAGAAUCCUUGGCUGAGCCCGUUGCCAAACAGGCUAAAGUCGAUGUGGAGGAAGAUCGAGCUGAAAGGGAACGACUGAGGCUUGAAGAAAAGGCCCGCAAGGAAGCGGAACGAAACCGUGCCAAGCAGGAACGCGAAGAAAAGCGGCUAGCUGAGAAGGCUCGAAAGGAACAAGAACGCUUGGAGGAACGGCAGCGACGCGAGGCAGAACGCGAGGCCAAGAAAAAAGAACGUGACGAGGAAAAAGCCCGCAAGGAAGCGGAGCGAGAGGCCGAGAAGGCGCGCAAAGAGGCGGAGCGAGAGGCUGAAAAGGCCCGUAAAGAGGCCGAGAAGGAGGCGGAGCGAGCUCGCAAGGAGGCAGAAAAAGAGCAAGAAAGAGCUCGGAAAGAGGCCGAGAAACGCAAAGAAGCAGAGGGCCAGCUCAAAAUCAACACGUUCUUCAAGGCAAAGCCGCUGGCAAAGGUCGAGGCUGAGCCCGAGCCCGAGUGCGACUACGAAAAGUACUUUUUGCCCUACCAUCAAAAGGCCAACUCCAAAAUUUACACAGCGCCCACUUUUGAUCCAGUGUCGUCGGCGGACACCUUGGCCUGGCUGAAAACCGAGACAUUUGCCCCCCCAAAAUUCGACUAUUUAUCUGCAAACCAAGUCGAGGCCCAUCUCUGUAUGGUUACCGAAACCGAGAUGCCGUCGUUACUGGCAAAACUGGACAUUAGACACAUCCAAUUCGCCGAAAAUCUUCGACCACCGUACGUGGGAACGAUUGCUGAAGUGGACAAGGAUUCCAUUGAACAGCUAUAUACCAAUCCGUCACAACGGCUCCUGGAGUUGAACUACGAUUACGACUCAGACUAUGAAUGGUUUCAAGAAGAAGAUGAUGGAGAGGAUUUGGGCGACGACGACGGAAGUGAAGAAGACGAAGAUGAUGACGACAUGGACGAGUUCGUCACUUCUGACGAUGAGACGAAACGGAUGCAAAUCACUGGUCCCCUCACUCCACUGGUUGUUUGGAACAACGGUGAAACCAAUUGCUUGAGUAGCUUCACGGUGGAGUUUCUUUUGGAUCUUCCGCUCAACCCUCUGAAAGACUACUGGACAGUGCCUAAGGACAAGCCGGAAAAAUCUACGGAUGCUGGCUCAGAAGCUCUUAGUCCUGAAGCCACAAAGGCAUUGCUGCACAGCGUGCACGGCCGUAAGAUGAACCAAACGCUACUUGUCGAACUGCUCAAACAGGAGUUCCCACAAGUUCCCAAGACCGCCAUCCUGGCAACUGUUCGGGCGUCAGCUAAAAGGCUAGGAGGUAAAGAGUCGGACAAGAAAUGGGUUGUAAACAAAGAUCUUUGCAAUAUGUACGAGAUCCCGCGCUUGACACCCGAGCUCACGCCCGAAUAA